AUGAUCAAAACCAAGAAGUUUCCGAUUCCUUCACCUGUCAAAGUCAAUGCCAAAAAGAGAACCAAAACCGAUGAAUCCUCUCAACAAUAUUCACAAACUAGUGCUCGACCUGACUUUGGGUCUCUGCCAACCCCACCCACCUAUUCUUCUGAUAUCUUGUUUGAUGAUGUAAACAUUAAAAUCUCAAAUGUUCUACCUUCCCGUUCAAAAUUUCAGUUCCUUCAAGAUUCCUCGUCCAAAUGCAAAAUCAAAUUUCAUUUCCAAUCAUCUUUUGAAGACGUGGACCUAGGUGAUAGUGGAAACAAUGAUCGAGUAAAAGCACCUACAACUGGUGGUGCUAGUGGUGGUAAUCCGGAUGAUAAUGGUGAUGAAUCGAGCAAUUCAGGUGAAGGAUCCAAUUCCAAUACUGACUCCUCAGAUGAAAAUAUUGACGAUCCAUUUUCUCUGCUUGACAUACGAGAGAGGAUUGAACAUGUUGAUGCUAAAAUUGAUAUUUUUAAUGCUUAG
Messenger RNA from Lactuca saligna, 507 nucleotides. The record is from the annotation of a GenBank genome assembly. NCBI's taxonomy places the organism in Eukaryota, Viridiplantae, Streptophyta, Magnoliopsida, Asterales, Asteraceae.